AUGAGCAUGUGGAUUUCGUCGAUAAAAAGAAUGAUGGUCACUUCUGAAGAUUCAAUUUCCUUCAGCACGUUUUUGAUUCGUUCCUCAAACUGGCCCUGGUAUGAGGCGCCGGCGAUAAGGCCGCCUAUGUCGAGGGAUAACAGCUUGCAUUUGGCCAAGCUUGCUGGCACGUCUGAGUUGACGAUACGUCUCGCCAGGCCCUCGACAACAGUUGUCUUUCCAACUCCGGGCUCACCAACCAGGACAGGGUUAUUCUUUGUUCGUCGGCUUAAAAUGCGAAUAACUCUUCGCAUUUCUUCCUCCCGCCCAAUGACGGGGUCAAUUUUUCCUUCCCUGGCUAGGGCGGUCAUGUCAACUGUAAACUUCUUUAGCCAUUCGUUUCCACCAUCAGUCGAGUCUGCGGUUUUGCUGUCAAUCUUCUUCGAGCCGCGUAUUUCUGUGAGAGCCUCUUCGAUUUUGCUGGCAGACGGGACUCCGGCCUCCUUAAGUCCCUCUUCGAUAGACCUUUCUUGCGCAAGCGCUGAUAUAAGGUGGUAG
This is a messenger RNA of Trichophyton rubrum CBS 118892, 537 nucleotides long. RefSeq lists its product as uncharacterized. The transcript has a single exon. The record is from RefSeq and is a predicted model, not a curated record. The coding region runs from base 1 to 537 and encodes 178 amino acids. NCBI's taxonomy places the organism in Eukaryota, Fungi, Ascomycota, Eurotiomycetes, Onygenales, Arthrodermataceae.